Molecule: messenger RNA, 4176 nt
Organism: Salarias fasciatus (jewelled blenny)
Lineage: Eukaryota; Metazoa; Chordata; Actinopteri; Blenniiformes; Blenniidae
Gene: map6a
Product: microtubule-associated protein 6a
Exons: 4
Coding region: 181-1452 (423 amino acids)
Biological process (GO): microtubule cytoskeleton organization; regulation of microtubule cytoskeleton organization; cytoskeleton-dependent intracellular transport
Cellular component (GO): cis-Golgi network; Golgi-associated vesicle; microtubule
Molecular function (GO): microtubule binding; calmodulin binding
Source: RefSeq, a predicted model, not a curated record
UUCAGAUCGUAUUCUUGCAGCAGCUAUGGAUUUACGCACGAGCCGCAUUUAACACCAAACAGUGGAGCCUAUCCAUACAGCCUCGUACACGGACAUCUUGGUUCUCCCGUGUCAGGAUACCGGAGUGUGGAGAGGUGUUGUUGUUUUAAUCUUCCUGGGAAUCGGCGUCGUCGUGGAAGCAUGGCGUGGCCCUGCAUCAGCAGGGCGUGCUGCAUGGCCCGCUUCUGGAACCAGCUGGACAAGGCUGACAUUGCGGUGCCUCUGGUUUUCACCAAGUACACGGACGUGUCGGAGAUGCAGCACAUCCAGCUGCAGCCGCCGCUCCACCCUCCCCAGGCCCGGGUCGCCAUAGAAACGCAGCCGUCGCGCGGAGCGGCGUCCCGCACCGCCACGGCGGCGGCACGCGGGCCGCGCAGGUGCGUGUCCGAGGAGCGCGUGUGCAGCUCGGUGAUGCGCGAGGACUUCAAGCACUGGAAGGUGCGACCGGAGCCGAGCUGCAAGCCCAAGAACCAGUACCACGAGCCCGAGACGCCGUUCAACAGCGAGACCCAGUACCAGAAGGACUUCAAGCCCUGGCCCAUCCCCAAGAGGUACGACCACCCCUGGAUACCCAAGCAGGACGAGCGGCCCCGGGACCGGGACCGGGACCGGGAGCGGGACCGGGCCAGGCACUCCAAGCAGCGCGCCGCGCUGUCGGACCCUGAGUGCGGCGUGGAGAAGAGCGCCAUCGCCGACAAGGUGCAGGAGAAGGACCUGCUGCAGGGCCACGAGAGGAGGAAGAGGCCCGGCAAGCACGAGGCGGAGAAGAAGGUGGUGCUGAAGGUGGAGGGGGAGGGCAGAGGGAGGCCGGCGGACGCUGUCAACCGGCAGAUCCGGGAGGAGAUCACGGCCGGAAGCUCCUACAAAACCGAGUUCAAGGCUUACAGAGACGUGAAGCCGGUAAAGAUGAUCCGGGCCAAGUCCCAGUACCUGCCCCCAGACGAGAAGACCAGUCUGGAGACCAGCUACAGCGCCACCUUCAAGGGACAGGCGCCGCUGCAGCCCGCCGACAACAAGGCCCAGGAGAGGAGGAGGAUACGCAGCCUGUACAGCGAGCCUUACAUCGACCCCGGCAAGCAGGUUGACAGGUAUAGUGUCCCUCGCUCUAAACCCAAAAAGGCCGGAGCCGCCGCCGCGGGCCAGGGCAAGCCGGCGAAGAAAGCCAAAGAUAAGCAGAGCGCGGCGGCCAGGGGCUCCAGGAAGACCGCCUCGGAGAACCAGCCCGAGAACCGGCCGGCGGUGGGGGACAAGGAGAAAAGUAAAGAGAUGAACAACAAACUGGCUGAGGCAAAAGAACUAAGAUGUGGGGAUCUGAACAUGACAUCCCAUUCGCUGCUCACGCCUCACGCUAUACCAGGCCGCUAUAGUAAGGAGUGGGCGGGAGCAUCCUCUUCCCUUCUCUCCGCCAUUUGAUGCCCACCACCCACCACCAUCAACAACCCCCCCCCCCCACUCCGCUCGCCUCCAUCUCCAGGUUGCCAUGGCUACUGGCUGCCAAGCUAGCCAAUGGACGGCUCUUCUGUUGCAUGGGCCCGCCGCCGACAAGCAAUUCUGGAGGGUUGGCUUUGAUCGACCCAACAGAUUGCUUCGAGUUUAUCAAGGAUUCAUUUCUCUCCUCUCUUCUUUUUGGGACUUUGUUGUCAAAUAAAUUGGCGUUUCGAUUCGGUUUCUGCACCCAAACGAACUGCAAACCUGAAAAUCUUUGAUAAAUGUCCUGCUGGGUAAAUCAUGACGAGUGGUCUGAUCCAUGGCUUGUUUCUCUGUAACCCGCUGCGUUCUCUCUGCUCACGCCGCUGCGCCGGGCAGAGUCACCAUCCCAGCUUCCUGUUCAAUGUCAUUUUGUUAUGAAGUGUCUCAUCUUUAAACUCUGUCACGCGUUGCUCCGAAUACUUUUCCACCCACGUCAAGAAAAGCAACCAUUUUAUAAACCUCCCAAAUUGCUGCCAGCAUAUCAUCUGGGUCACGCUAAACUGAUUAUGCAUUAAACACCAGUCAUUUGCAUAGCGGCUGAGUACUCUGAGAGAAUUAGAUAACACGGUUGUAGCGCCAUUUAAAUGUUUUCAGAAUGAGAGAGGUUCAGUGGAGCUGGGAAAUGUUAAGUCGUGUGGUUUUUUUUGUGUGUCCCGUCUGCCAAACACACAGCUGUCAGUCUCGCUGGUAAUCACCUCCAACACAGUGUUUUACGAACAGGACGGAUCCCUCCGUGAGGCGUGAGCAUCAGCACACACAGUCUGUUUGGCGUUUCUGCGCUGAGGGUGACCGUAUCCAAUCUGAUUAGACUGACACGAGACGGUAGCGGACGGCUCAGAGAGCCGCCGAACGCCAUUGUUUCACAUCAAAACUGACGAGCUGUUAGAGCUGAAGCACAAAUCUCCAUUCAUCGUCCACUGCACAUCUAUGUUCAUCUUAUUUAUUCCAUUAUAAACCAAACAAUAUACCGAAAGUGAUGGGUUUUUUUUUUUUUGUUUUGUUUUUUUUUGUCUUUUCUACUGAAGAGAUGUCUCUGUAGUUUUAAGAACAAGCAGCGGUAUUGCCCUUUUACUAUGUGUCUGCAAUGGGAGAAAAGUCAAGUAUAUUCCGUCUGUGGCUGCAGAAUUUAUCACAUAUUUAGCAAAAUCGCAAAAAGCACAGUGAACUGUUUAUUCAUGCUCUGCAAACUCCCAAUGACAGAAUUUCCAAACCCGAUUGAUCAUCUCAUUAUAGAAUUUGAAUGCUUAACUAACGAAAACAUUUUAAUCAAUUGUGCUGUUAUUUGAAAAAAACAAAUCUUAAGGUUACAAAAUAAUUAAAUUAAUCUAUUUGUCUGUAUUUAUUGCAAAUCAUAUCAUUAUUGCAAUACUAUAUGCUAUCGUGUUUGGUUUAGUGCGUAAGAUAUGAGUGAUAUUUGUCUUAGAAUAACAAGCAUGGCCGAAUAAUCUGCCGCCCUCAGACCCUCAGACAGGACAGUUCAUAGACAUAUUAUCAGAUAAGCUAACAUACCAAUGACUGUUACAAUUUAAUAAAAUGUUCCAUACACAAAAUCAUCCUAGAUUAUCACUGUGUGUCUGUCUUGAGUAAUUUGUGCUUACUUGAACUGUGUAAAAACGUCCUUCUGCAAUAGAAGUGAAUGUACUGGAGGUGAAGCUGUCCUCAUCCAAGAUGGCGGCAUCUGCUUCGUAUACAUGUCUAUGUAACUUUGAGGCUGUGGCUGCAGAUAUGGGGCCAUGAAUUAAUUCCAUAUGGACAACAUAAAGCUAUGACUGCCUGAAGGACACUAUCAAGAAGAUAAAUAGUUUCCAAUAUGAUCCGUGAUCGAUAAUUUACCUCAAUAUACAAUCAAUUUAAAUCUCUGGUGCAAUGAUCCUGCCAUGCCCCUCACUUUAAAUCCUUUAAUUCCCAACUAUUUUCACAGCUCUCUUCUGAUAUUUAACUGUUAAAUCUGUAAUAACAGGAAGAAUAAUAACAAAGAAGUAAACUCUGAGACUUUAUAAAUUAGCAGUAGAAAGAGGGUAUAUUUUUGUAGGCUAACAGUUAGCAUGUUAGCAUGACUGUUUUGCUGCAGAUUUCUGGAUGGUUUCAUUCUUUCAAAAAAAAUGCUUAAAACUGUCAUUCAUGAUGACUGAUGUUCGAGUAAAAGCCAACAACACAGUCACAUGAAUUGAGAAUUAUAUUUUAUCUGUUAAUAGAUUUAUUGACAAAGUGGAAAUCUUCACAUUAAAACACCACUGGGUUGGCAUUGAGAGCGCAGAAGUGGUUUUAAUGCUCACGUACUGCAUAUCCAGGUUUUCUGAAUCAUUCCUGCAGCACUUUUUGUGGAGUACAAAAGGUCAGGCAGACUUUUAGCUCAGGGGCAAUGCUCUGCUGGGUUCGCUUUUCUCAAGAAACGUGAAUUCACAUGAACUCUCUCCUCUCGCUCAGUUGAAUCCGCAUUCGGCUAAAUCUGUCCAGAGAGCGUGCUGGUUUGACGAGGCCGGUUCUGAAAUGUGUUGGUUCUGAGGGGAACGUGAAGUAGGUGGUUUAAACUGUUUUAUCUGUUCAAAUGAAUGAUAACCUCCUUUGUAAAUACAGCUUAUAUUAGUCUAUAUAUGCUAGCAGGGCGGAGCGUUAGUCCAAAGCUGGUUUACCACGUACUGAAAGAUUAGAGGAGCACUGUACAGG